AUGCAUGUUCAGUUCAGCUGUACAUUUAGAGCUAGAGCAGAUAAAGAGCUGAAACGACUAUUCGCUGCAGGAUCCCGCACAUUACGAGAAUUAUCAACCUUGAUCGCUCAAGAUGGCACGAACUGGAAAUUCAAUCCGCCUGGAGCUCCACAUUUUGGAGGAAAAUGGGAAGCCGCUGUGAAAUCUAUCAAAUUUCACCUUCGAAGAACAAUCGGAGACUCGCUGUUGACGCUUGAGCAAUAUUCAACGCUACUGGCUCAAAUUGAAGCCAUAUUGAAUUCCAGACCGCUCACACCGCUGAAUGAAGAUCCUGCUGACCUGGCUGUACUGACUUCAGGUCACUUCUUAAUCGGACAGUCGCUGACCGCUAUCCCAGAGCCAUCGCUGACAGAUUCACAACCUGCUCGGCUCUCGCACUGGGAACAAGUCCAGCAAAUAGUUCAACAUUUCUGGAAACGCUACUACCAGGACUGCAUCCACCGCUACCAGGCCAUUUCAAAGUGGCAUCAUCGACGCAACCAGAUCAAGGUGGGUUCAGUUGUAUUGAUCACCACUGAGGAUCUCCCGCCAACCAAGUGGCCAUUAGCCAAAGUAAUUGCUGUCCAUCCAGGUGAAGAUGGACAAAUCCGCGUAGUAACUGUUAAGUCAGUUAACACAGAGCUGGUACGUCCAAUUACAAAGCUCUGUGUCCUGCCGCUAACGCAUGAAGAAGAUGAUCUUGUCGACGCAGCCACCAACCCGGGGGAGAAUGUUCGGUGA
Molecule: messenger RNA, 759 nt
Organism: Cotesia glomerata
Lineage: Eukaryota; Metazoa; Arthropoda; Insecta; Hymenoptera; Braconidae
Exons: 2
Coding region: 1-759 (252 amino acids)
Molecular function (GO): nucleic acid binding
Source: RefSeq, a predicted model, not a curated record